Messenger RNA from Bactrocera tryoni, 4553 nucleotides. RefSeq names its product polycomb protein Sfmbt (gene Sfmbt). Bases 256 to 3849 code for a protein of 1197 amino acids. Gene Ontology annotation, molecular function: zinc ion binding. NCBI's taxonomy places the organism in Eukaryota, Metazoa, Arthropoda, Insecta, Diptera, Tephritidae. Gene Ontology annotation, cellular component: nucleus. The transcript has 11 exons. Gene Ontology annotation, biological process: regulation of DNA-templated transcription; heterochromatin formation. The record is from RefSeq and is a predicted model, not a curated record.
UUAACGUCGUUGAUUUUGGCAAGAGCGUUUUGGUUAGAAGCUAAAUGGUUAUAUUUUUUGAAGUUGUGAAAAAUACAUACAAAUAUAAAGUGUAAUGCCUGAAAAUUAUUGCAAAAUGCACUUAAGAUUGUGAGCAAAGACAAGUUGUUAAAUUCGUGUAAAAGUUAACAGGUUAAAGACGAAAUCCUUUCACCUACGAAUCUGGACGAAAUUUGGAAAUAAUAAAUGACAAGAUAUUUUUGAGUGUGACUAAAAAUGAAUCCCUCCGAGCUGCGUAUGAUGUGGAUGAGUCACUAUAAUCCUGAACGCAUCACAGUGGAGGACGCACCCUCAUUCUUUGGGCAUCCAUCAGUGGGACUUUCUGUAAUGGACGAUUUAUCCUCACAUCAACCAACAAUGGAUUUGAAUCCAAUGAUGAGUAUUGUUGGGGGGGAUUUCAGUGGUCAGGCGGCAGCAGCAGCAGCGGCUGCAUUAGGCGUACAACCGACAGCUCUAAUUGCGGCCAAUUCUAACGAUAUUUACGGUCUAGCACAAGUAGGUGGUUUGCAUCAACAGUUACUUCAACAAUCGGCCGCAGCUGUUUUUCAAAACUACACAGAAGUUAUAGACGAUGAUGAUGGCACUGGAAGUGGCGCAAUAGGUGCUGACAACAGCGGUUGUGGUAAUGUCAGCGUAGACAAAUCAUUAGCAACACAAUUUGUGCAUAACGAUGAGCCACAACCAAUCUAUGAUCAAUUGGAUGAUGGUAGUUACGAUGGUGGUUUAGCGCCAAAACAGGAAAUUAUAAAUAUUGAUGAUUUCGUUAUGAUGACCGAUUCUAAUUCAUAUGAUGGUACAGAAUUUAUGGCUGACGAAAGAGAAGUGGCAGAAGGAAGUAGUGGUGGCGUUGAUAUCUCCCAUGCACAUGGCAUGGAUGAGAAUGGUGUCCUUGUGCCUUUGGAUAGUGGACACAAAUUAAUAGGCGAUAGUGGCGAUGAGGUGAUGGUGCCCGCCACCACAACCGUAAUGCAAGCAACAGCGGCAACCUCAUCAAGAGGAUUUGGUGGAGGUGGAGGAACGGGCCACCAUCGCUCAUCGCAACGUAAGACUCGAAAAAUAGAACCAGUUAACAGGCCAGGACUGGUGCUGAAGACACCAAUAGCAUAUAAGGGAAACAUAGAUCCAUCGGUUAUACCAAUUCAGAAAGACGGCAUGGCCGUCUGUGAGCGUUGUGGUGCAAUCGGUGUAAAGCACACUUUCUACACCAAAUCUCGACGUUUUUGCAGCAUGUCCUGCGCUCGUGGCGAACUUUAUUCUUUGGUAGUAAACAACACUAAAAUGGCAGGUGGUGCGCAACAACAGCAACAGACGAUUUCCAACUCCCCCGUGCAAGAUCAUAUCGAUGGUGUAGCUGGAAGUAACAAUGACCAAUCGAAAAUUACACAAAUCAACGGUUUUGGCGAACCUGUCAUGUCCGCCGAAUUGACAGGAAUGGAUGGCGCAAGUGCACUAACAGGUCUAGGUAGUGAGAAUGGAGCCUUGUGUGGUGUAAAUGCAGGUGGCUUAGUUGCUACGCCAAAGGCACUUCAAAUGUACCGUGAUGUUUUACCACAAGAAGACCUGCCACAAAUUCCAAAAUUUGAACGUUUACCAGUUUCCUGCCCACAAAUGGAAAAAAUCAUUAGUAUACGUCGUCGUAUGUAUGAUCCGUCGCAUUCUUUCGAUUGGACGCCGCGUUUGUCGCAUCCGAAUUUUUUCGCUGCACCCGUUACUUGCUUUCCACAUGCACCCGGCUACGAAGUUUGGGACAGCAUUGGCAUUGACAUGAAAGUUGAGGUGGAGAAUACAGAUUGUGAUAACACGGAAAUAGUGCAGCCCGGACAGACGCCACACUCGUUUUGGGUUGCGACGAUCUUAAAUAUUUGCGGAUACAAAGCUCUUAUGCGUUACGAAGGCUUUGAUGAGCCAACACAUGACUUCUGGGUAAAUCUAUGCAAUGCGGAAGUACACUCGGUUGGUUGGUGUGCGACACGCGGCAAACCUCUAAUACCGCCACGUACUAUCGAGAAUAAAUACAAAGAUUGGAAAGAUUUCCUCGUGGAACGAUUGUCUGGCGCACGUACACUGCCUUCCAGCUUUUACAACAAAAUCAAUGACAGCAUGCAGUCGCGCUUCCGACUGGGCUUGAAUUUAGAGUGUGUGGAUAAGGAUCGAAUCUCACAGGUUCGCUUGGCAACGGUGACAAAAAUUGUAGGCAAGCGUUUGUUUUUGCGGUACUUUGACUCUGAUGACGGUUUUUGGUGUCAUGAGGACUCGCCCAUCAUACAUCCGGUCGGUUGGGCGACUACCGUGGGUCACAAUUUAGCGGCACCGCAUGAUUAUUUAGAACGAAUGUUGGCUGGCCGAGAGGCAAUGAUUGAAGUACAUGAAGAUGAUGCAACGAUUGAGCUUUUCAAAAUGAAUUUCACUUUCGAAGAAUAUUACAUGGAUGGCAAAGGGAAUGGUUUUGUGGAAGGCAUGAAAUUGGAGGCGGUCGAUCCUCUCAAUCUAUCAUCGAUUUGUGCUGCAACCGUAAUGGCGGUCCUUAAAUUUGGCUACAUAAUGAUACGCAUCGAUUCUUAUCAACCAGAUGCAACAGGGUCAGAUUGGUUUUGCUAUCACGAAAAAUCGCCCAGCAUAUUCCCAGUAGGCUUCUGCGCUUCAAACAGCAUCACUUUAACACCUCCCAAUGGCUAUGACGUCAAUACGUUUAGUUGGGAAAAAUAUUUGCAAGAAACGGGUAGCGUUGCUGCUGGCCAGCAUUUAUUCCACCGGAUUGUGCCAAAUCAUGGAUUUCGGGUCGGCAUGAGCCUCGAAUGUGCUGACCUUAUGGACCCGCGUUUGGUAUGUGUUGCGACUGUAUCACGCAUAGUCGGUCGUUUGCUUAAAAUACACUUCGACGGUUGGACCGAUGAGUAUGACCAAUGGUUGGAUUGCGAAUCACCAGAUGUUUAUCCAGUAGGUUGGUGCGUACUGGUAAAUCACAAGCUCGAAGGGCCGCCGGUGCCUGUGCAGGCUACAGCCAAAACGAACACCAAAGCGAAAAGUCCGAAAAAACGCAAGAAAAAAUCCACUGCUAAAGGCGUGGAAAAUUCAAAUACAGCCAAACCACGUACGAUUGCUUUAAAAACAAAUCCGCAUCUUCCGAAGUUGAGUAUUAAACUCGAACUUAAGCCAGAGCAUCACAAUGCCGCUUUCUACGAGGAUAAUAACGAGGAUGAUGACGAUGAUGGCGACUAUGAAGAGGACAGCACCAGUCAUCGCUCCGGUCAAUCCACCCCACUAUCACAUAACGAUGGCAGCCAGCUGGCUUUGACGGAAAAGAUCACCACAGCGCAGCAAACAUCCAUGACUCAAGCGUCCGCGCCAACGCGUGUCGGCAACCCAGCAGUAAAGAAGUCGGUGUCACCAGCACCGCCGGUUGUGGGGCGCAAAGCUACCAGCUACAUUGGGAACUCAUCCGUCUGCAAUAGCAAGUACAUUCCGCGUCUUAUCGAGUCCUCUUCGAACGAAAACAACAGCGGCAGCAGCGGCGGCAACAAUAACAGUCAAAAUGCGGACCCACAAGCAGACCUCAUACCCGAUACGUGGAAUGUAUAUGACGUUUCGCAAUUCUUACGCGUCAAUGAUUGUACGGCGCACUGUGACACAUUUUUGCGUAAUAAAAUUGAUGGCAAACGUUUGCUGCAACUAUCUAAGGAUGAAAUAAUUACUUUGCUUGGCAUGAAAGUGGGCCCAGCGCUUAAAAUAUCCGAUUUGAUACAGCAGCUUAAAUGCAGAGUUAACCCUGGUAAAUCCAGAUUGCAUAAGGCAAACAAAACGUUUUUAUAGUGCCUUUUGAAGCGAUCGCAUCAAAGAGUAACAUCAAAACCACCUAAGCCAACAACUUUUCGUCUUAAGCUCUCACACCUAGCAAUUCGUCACAAUAUUGUAUCGUAUCUAAUAUGAUUACUGUAGCUCUUAAGUAUACCAAAUAUGUAUAUCACGAGAUAACACAGGCAUUGUACGAAGUAUGAGAGUGUCUCAUGUGCAUGCUGCACUUCAUAAAAGCAUGAUGUGCGUUGGGUUACAAUGAUCAUAGAUGAGUUUGCUGUCAAUUGGAACAUUUUAGAGUGAAUGAGAAAAAUUUUUGUUAAGUUAAAUCAAGCUGAAUUAGACACAAGGAUUCAGCAUCAGCAAAGUAGAAGUUAUAAGAUACGGAAACCAGUAGGAAACUUAACAAUGAAAAUUUGAAAAUAUUAUUAGUUUUCUGUAAUGACGUAGAAUAGAUACUUAUUUGAUAUAAUUUUCACUUCAUACAUAUUUUUAAUAUCUAGUACACAAUAACUUUAUUUUAGUUAAAAAACGCAAAGAAAAGAAAACUACCUUAUGUAUAAAUAAUUUUGUGUAUUUGUAUUUUUUUCUGUCAAUAAGAAAACGUGGUGCACGAAAAAUGUAACACAUUCGUAGACUGAGAACAAUUAUUAAAUGAAAACAGUAAACAUAAUUUAUUACUACAACAAUUGCAUAAUUACAAUCAAUUACCACUGCAACAA